AUGACUCUGGCCGAAUCGACUGUCUCUCCGAGUCUCUUCCUCUUGGCGUCGAGAGUCUUCUCUACUUCUCCGACGACGACGAUUUUGGCUCCGACGCAGAGUCGUUCUCUCCCGACGACGACUCUGGCUCCAACUCAGAGUUCUCUCUACUCUCUGGCUCAUAGGACUCUGUACUCUACUGUCGCCGCUCCAAUGCUAAGUCGUUCUCUUUCGACGGCGACGAGUCUUCUGUACUCGAUCCCGAGUCGGACUCCGUACUCGACUCUGACUCCAACGACGGCUUCUCUGUAUUGGAGUCGGACAACUCUGGCUUCAACGAGACAGAUGAUUCGUUUUCUCUUCUCUGCGGUAACUAAAAGAUACAUUUAUUCAAUAAUAGUUUGA
Molecule: messenger RNA, 384 nt
Organism: Arabis nemorensis
Lineage: Eukaryota; Viridiplantae; Streptophyta; Magnoliopsida; Brassicales; Brassicaceae
Source: the annotation of a GenBank genome assembly